AUGAGGCAAACAUGCACCAUUCCAUCCACCUCUUCUUCCUCCCCUGACUCAGCUACUCUAGCCUCCCUGGAGCUGCAGGUGUUAAUUUAGGGACCCCUGGGCCCUGGCCUCAUUAAGUGCCGGCAGAAACAUGAGGGCCUGGAGCCUUCUCGUCCUGGUGGCCCUCCUGGCUGUGGGGAGCCGGCUGCCUGUGGCCUCAGCCAGGAGGAAGGGAGAGAAAUCUGGGGGCUGCCCGCCGGACGAUGGGCCCUGCCUCCUUUCGGUGCCUGACCACUGCAUGGAUGACAGCCAGUGUCCUGCAAGAAUGAAGUGCUGCUCCAAAGCUUGCUUCCGCCAGUGUGUCCCUAUGAUCUCUGUAAAGCCGGGCAGCUGCCCUGAGGACCGCCUGCAGUGCCUCAGCCCCGUGCAGCAUCUGUGCCACAAGGACGCAGACUGCAGGGGCUCCAGUCGUUGCUGCCUUGGCGCCUGCGGCCGAGACUGUCGCAACCCCAUCCAAGGCUAAUUCUGGCUUCAGAUCUUCAGGAGGGGUUCCUAGCAGGAAGAGAUGAUGAUGGGGGCCUGGGACCCUGCCACCCAGAUAGCACUAUCUCUACCCGAGGCAGUUUCAACCUUCUGAUGAAUACCGAUCUGCUGUCACUUCCCUUGCCACCCAUCCAUCCACCCCUGGUUUCUCCUCCUGGGAGUCAAGGUGCACAGAUAGACUCCUAUCACCCUGUGCCACAGCCACAUCUCUUUGUCUAUGUGUUUCUCCACCUAAAAUGCCCAAUUCGGGUAGGCCCCUCUUUGUGGGGUCCAAACCCCUCCAUCAGGCAGCCCAGCCACCUUGAAGGUACGUUCUAGCAGAGUUUUCCAGACGUGAUCUGUUCGCAUACUCCUUUCCACCAUUUUUACCACACCCUCAAAACAGCAUCACAAUAUCUUGCUUACUGCCCUUACUACUGUUUAUCUAAUGUUUUUCUUUAAAUGGAAUCACUUUUGUAUAUAAAUAAAUCUAUUUCAAAAGAAAA
Molecule: messenger RNA, 1007 nt
Organism: Nyctereutes procyonoides (raccoon dog)
Lineage: Eukaryota; Metazoa; Chordata; Mammalia; Carnivora; Canidae
Gene: WFDC5
Product: WAP four-disulfide core domain 5
Exons: 4
Coding region: 131-502 (123 amino acids)
Cellular component (GO): extracellular region
Molecular function (GO): peptidase inhibitor activity
Source: RefSeq, a predicted model, not a curated record